UUCAGUUGUGGAAAAAUGGAGAGGAAAUUAGUUCUCAUGAGAGAGGGUUAACAAAUUUGCAAAUUGGAAACUUUUAUUUAAAAAAAAUUAAAAAAGAAUAUAAAAUUAGAUGAAGUGUAUAAGUAAGUUAAUGUUAUGUGGUUAUGGAAUAGAAAGUUACAAAAGAAGUAUUGCUGUCUUAAAAAAAAAGAUGCCUACUUUACCUACACCAGCAACAGAGAUAUGAAAGCCUGUGAGCUUGAAGGAUGUGCCAUCUGCUAUAUUGUUGAUCAAAAUAAUAAAACACACCUUUUUGUAAUUCUGUAUAAUGGAGAACACCUAAUCCAAAGACCUAUUGGAGAAGCUUUCAGAAUUAAUGAUUGCUUAUGCUUAGCCACUUCAGCAGCAAAACACAAAGAAAUAAUGUUGUCACCAUAUUUGUAUAAGGAUUAUCGAUUUCCACUGGGGAAUGGCUGGCGAGAAAGUGAGGAUUGUAUUGGUUUGGCAGUACCAAUUAUGAAAAGUAACUGCCAAGUUCUCGGUGUUAUUGAAUUAACCAAACCUAUGUUUUCAAAUGAAUACUCGCCUAUUGAUACUGAAGCCGUUUCAUUGAUGACUUCUCUGUUUGGCUAUUUGGCAGAGGAAAGUGAUAUAACAACAGAAAUACAAAUGGUAUUAACAUUUAUUAAUCCAAUGAUGAAAUUGAUUACCCAAUAUUUAGAAUGCACUCUUCCUGCUGCUACCAUAAUUUCUCAGUUGACGUUCAUGAAUAAAAAUGAGCUUGGGGCCAUAAAUAGCUCAUUUUGUGUAAAGAAAGUAACCAGAAAUCUGCAAUAUAACAUACUUUACACUGAAGAUAAUGCUGCUUCACACUGUCAUGUAGAAACUUCAAAAAUAUGUUCAAGAGACGACAACAGUUUUUUGGGGUAUUCAAUGAGAAGAGGAGAAAACACUAAAGGGAAAGAAAAGAAUGGUCAAAAGUGGCUCCUAGGGAUUCCCAUCAAGUUCAAUGAAGUUACAGGUGGUAUACAGUUUCAGUUUCUUGGUUCGAACGAGCCAUAUAUUAGUGAAAAGAAUGUAAAAUUGCUAGAAAUUACAUGUACAUUUUUAGGCUUUAUUCUAGAAAUGAAUGAGCUAGGCGAUGAAUUAUUUAAGCACGAAAAAGAGAUAAUUGUUAUUGAAGAUAUGUUAAAACUCCAAACAUGCCAUUGUAACCAUGAACUCAUUAAACUUCAGAAUGCAACUGAUUCAUAUGAAGAAUCAAAUGAUAUAUAUUCAUACACCUGGUCUCCUGAAAUAACGAAUGAACAGGAAACAAUUUUAAUAGUAUUUCGUAAUUUACUUGAGAGUUUUACUGGACAUUUGUUCUAUGACCGAAAAGCAUUAAAUGAAUUUAUUCUUUUUAUUAAAAGAACACAUACUCGUAAUAAGGAGAUAAACUACAGACAUAUACUUGUAACUACUCACUUUAUUGUAGUUUUCUUAAAGAAGAAUGAAGACUACUUUUCACCAAUCGAGAGAGAUGCUCUUGUGAUGUCAGCAUUAUGCCAUUAUAUCCAUAAGUGUGAACCAACAUACUCCUUCAUCUAUGAAUCAAUAUUUAAGACAUUCAGAAUAUGUGACAAUUCUUCAAAACUUGUCAAUACUGGUUUACUGACUAAGAUGAAACGAUGGAAAUAUUUUUAUCCGUGUAAUUAUCUCUCUGACAUUGAUAAAUAUAAAAAAAAAUAUUAUGAAAUAGUAAAUCUUAUUGGAAAAAAAAAGUUUAAUCUUCAAAAUAAAUGCCACAGGGAACUAGUCAUUCUAGCUAUCAUUAUCAAUGCUGACAAAUCUAUGUAUUACAAACACAAAGUAUUUAUGAGCCAUCAUGAUGAAUACUGUUUGUACUGGAAUAUUGAGUUUUCUCUUUAUAAGAAAGAAAAAGCUUCUUAUUUUAAUAAAAAUAACCUAUGGACCCCAAAAUUAUUAGAUAAAAAUGACACAGAAGAGUACCAACUUAAAAAGCAGUUAGCGGUAGACCUUAUUAAUUCAUUUCUUCAGCCAUGGUUUAACAUUCUUAAGAUAUUAUUUGAAGAUACUGAAUAUUUACAACAUUAUCUGGACAAAAGUAUACAAUUAUUAAAACAACAUGAAAAAGAGGUUAAAGAAGAGCGGCGGAAAACAUUUAUAUUCACUCUGAAGCCAACUGGAUUAUGGCUUGGUCCUGAGGAGAAGUUAUCGAAACUGUAG
Messenger RNA from Nezara viridula (southern green stink bug), 2208 nucleotides. NCBI's taxonomy places the organism in Eukaryota, Metazoa, Arthropoda, Insecta, Hemiptera, Pentatomidae. The record is from the annotation of a GenBank genome assembly.